Echinococcus granulosus is the source of this 1866-nucleotide messenger RNA. Its product is annotated as V-type proton ATPase catalytic subunit A isoform 2. Gene Ontology annotation, molecular function: proton-transporting ATPase activity, rotational mechanism; ATP binding; ATP hydrolysis activity. Lineage: Eukaryota; Metazoa; Platyhelminthes; Cestoda; Cyclophyllidea; Taeniidae. Gene Ontology annotation, biological process: ATP metabolic process; proton transmembrane transport. The transcript has 11 exons. The coding region runs from base 1 to 1866 and encodes 621 amino acids. The record is from RefSeq and is a predicted model, not a curated record. Gene Ontology annotation, cellular component: lysosomal membrane; proton-transporting V-type ATPase, V1 domain.
AUGGAGAAAGCAUUCGGUGACAUGAAGCUGGGGCGCCAGCUGGACAAAGAGGCUUUCUACGGCUACGUUCACGCCGUAUCCGGGCCUGUCGUCACGGCCUCCCAGAUGGCCGGUUCGGCAAUGUACGAGUUGGUGCGUGUUGGUCACGAUAACCUCGUGGGCGAGAUCAUUCGUCUCGAGGGCGACAUGGCCACCAUCCAGGUCUACGAGGACACUUCUGGUGUUACUGUUGGCGAUCCCGUUUUGAAGACUGGCAAACCUCUUUCUGUGGAACUGGGUCCCGGUAUCAUGGGUAGCAUAUUUGAUGGUAUUCAACGUCCACUGCAGGAUAUUCGUCAGCUGACGUCCUCGAUAUACAUUCCCAAGGGUAUCAGUGUGCCCGCCCUGGAUCGCAAGGUAGUGUGGGAGUUUACGCCUAACUCGACCCUCCGACCGGGAAUGCACAUAACAGGUGGGGACAUUUUUGGCUCGGUGUAUGAAAACACCCUGGUGAAUCACAAGCUGAUGCUGUCACCGAAGGCUAUGGGUACUGUGCGAUGGAUUGCGCCUCCGGGCAACUAUAGCAUCACUGACAAGGUACUAGAGACUGAAUAUGACGGGGAGGUGACGGAACAUUCAAUGUUGCAAAUCUGGCCGGUGCGUCAACCACGACCAGUGGCCGAGAAACUACCCGCUAAUUAUCCCCUCCUCACUGGACAGCGAAUUCUCGAUGCCCUUUUCCCCGCCGUUCAAGGUGGUACAACAGCCAUUCCCGGUGCUUUCGGUUGUGGCAAGACGGUUAUCUCGCAGUCCCUCUCAAAGUACUCCAACUCUGAUAUAAUCAUCUACGUGGGGUGUGGUGAGCGUGGCAACGAGAUGGCCGAGGUGCUUCGUGACUUCCCUGAGCUAACAGUGGAGGUGAAUGGCAAGCAGGAGACGAUAAUGAAGCGAACGGCGCUGGUGGCCAACACCUCGAACAUGCCAGUGGCGGCGCGUGAGGCCUCCAUCUACACGGGCAUCACCUUGUCCGAGUACUUCCGUGACAUGGGCUACAAUGUGGCCAUGAUGGCCGACUCCACCAGUCGGUGGGCAGAGGCGUUGCGUGAAAUCUCCGGCCGUCUCGCUGAAAUGCCUGCUGACUCGGGCUACCCUGCCUACCUUGGUGCUCGUCUCGCUAAUUUCUACGAGCGCGCAGGUCGCGUGCGUUGCCUUGGAGGGCCGGAGCAGCGCCAAGGGUCUGUAACCAUUGUCGGUGCCGUCUCCCCACCCGGUGGUGACUUCUCCGAUCCCGUUACCUCGGCCACUCUCGGCAUCGUGCAGGUCUUCUGGGGUCUGGACAAGAAGCUGGCGCAACGCAAGCACUUCCCCAGUGUGAACUGGCUCAUCUCCUACUCCAAGUACGUACGCGCCCUGGAUGAGUACUACGAGCAGAACUUUCCCGACUUCGUCACGCUGCGCACCAAGAUGCAGGAGAUUCUGCAGGAGGAGAAGGACCUUUCCGAGAUUGUCCAGCUUGUCGGCAAGGCGUCACUGGCGGAGUCGGAUAAGAUCACCCUGGAGGUGGCGCGUAUCAUCAAGGACGAUUUCUUGCAGCAGAACGGCUACUCGGACUACGAUAGGUUCUGUCCGUUCUACAAAUCUGUGGGGAUGAUGCGCAACAUUAUUCACUUCUACGACCAAGCGCGAAACAUCGUGGAGGCCACCGCUCAAUCGCCCCGUCGUGUCACCUGGGCCAUCAUUCGCGAGGCUAUGAGCUCCACCCUCUACAAACUCUCCAACAUGAAGUUCAAGAACCCUCGCACUGAGAGUCAGGCUCAAAUUCUAGCUGAUUUCGAUGAACUGAACGAGGAGAUAACAACAGCCUUCAGGAAUUUGGAGGAUCUGUAG